Molecule: messenger RNA, 4960 nt
Organism: Sycon ciliatum
Lineage: Eukaryota; Metazoa; Porifera; Calcarea; Leucosolenida; Sycettidae
Product: sushi, von Willebrand factor type A, EGF and pentraxin domain-containing protein 1-like
Exons: 24
Coding region: 325-4287 (1320 amino acids)
Molecular function (GO): protein binding
Source: RefSeq, a predicted model, not a curated record
CCAGUCGAGUCCCAAGCCACAAGUGGUUCGGGAUGAAUCAUGAUGAAGGACUAGGAUUGGUGCUUGACAUAAGAAAUUUGUUGUCAGUGAGAGUUACAACUAAUACUUACAUUGUGGAACAAGCGCUUCCCCCGACUUCGUUCGCGGUCAGAAUGGACAAACUUUUCAGGGGCGGACUGCAUGUUGUAUGCCACGGAGGCAAAAACUUUUCAGCACACGACUGAACUGAAGUAACACGUGUCGUUAGUUCAAGCAACGGUUACAAGCUCAAGGCCAGCGAGCGCUAGCUCAAGGCUAGAGAAAAAAAGCUCCUCUUAGUGCGUCAUGUUUACCUGCAGCAGGACCACCAAGCUAGCGCACCUUUUGCUUUUAGUUUCUGCCUGCUGUGUUGGACCAGGGAGAGGAGAAAGUCAACAAGUGGCUGUGACCAGAGGUGCUGCUGGUGACGGCAUUCCAGUCGAUCAAUCCACUAUUGAACAGACCAGUCAUGACAGCGCCCCGGCAAGCAGCCACGCUGAAGAUGAGUCAAACUUCGGCGAGGAUCCUUUGGGAACACCCACGUUUGAUGGAUCCGGGUCAGGCGGAGGUUCACGGCCCAAGCCAGGAUGCAGCAACCCGCCGGCUGUCCAGGGUGCUCACAUCCGAUUAGAAAUAGAAAGUGUUCCAGGUGGAGUACUACUGCGCGUUACCUACAACUGUACUGAUGCCAGGAUCAUAACAGGUGCAUCGGUCUUGACGUGCGGACCGCACAAUGACUAUACAUGGCGUACCGAGGACACUCCGACGUGUGAGGCUGCACACGUGGCUGAUGAUCCUCAUCUGGACCAAGACCCUGUAGAUCUAUCUGUGACCAGUGCUGCUCAGCCUCCUCUGCACACCACCAGCACAGCAGUCCCAAGUACCACAGCCCACAUCACUACCAUUCUACCAACCACCGAGGUCCACGUUCCCUGCAUGUCUUUGCCAAUGAUCGUUCCCAAUGCGGACAUCCUGUCCAUCACUGACAGUGGCAUUGUGUAUCGGUGCAGUGAAGGGUUUACCACUGAUAGUAGCACUGUGGAGCAUGUGUUGCCACCACUCACUAUGGAUUGCGAUCAUUCCAACGGGCGAUGGACUCGACCAAGUUGGAAAUGUACAUCAAUCGACUGUGGAACACCACCAAUGUUAGAUAACACAACCCGUCGAUAUCAGACAACAACUUAUGGAAGUGGUGCCCUGUACCUAUGUCAAGAUGGCUUUGCUCCUACCACAGCAGCUGCACAGGCUGAAUUUGCUAUGAGUACCUGCCAGGCCGAUGGGCAGUGGAGCCAGACAGAUUUUACCUGUCGAUAUGUUGACUGUGGACCGCCAUACAGUCCACUUCAUCCCGGUGUCAACGUGACCUACGAUCAUACGUAUUUUAAAAGCGUGGCUCGCAUGCACUGUAGCCACGGGUACAGUCCGUACAGCUUAUCCCGGGACACACUGCUCACGGCAGACUGGGAGUCCAUGGAGGAGAGAUCACAGUCAAUGACAUGCCAGAAGAACGGCUCCUGGACACAGCUGGAUGUUGACUGUGUGCCUGAUGCCUGUCAAACAAUACCACAAGUAUUGAAUGCGAGGCAAACAUCCGUUACUUCCCCAGUAUAUGGACUUGGUAGUGUCACCGUCCACAGUCUUGCCAAUUAUGUGUGUCUGGAGGGAUAUCAGCUUGCUGGAGGAUCUCAACAAGUAUGCUAUUGGAACAACACUUGGUCAGCAAACGACAUUCAAUGUAUUCCAGAAAUCAUACCUUGUCAUUCACCGCCGUACAUUCCGUCAGCCGAGUACGAGGUGUUUGAAGCACAGCCUGAAGAAGCAUUGCCGAUGAUGGUCUUCUACCGGUGUCAACAAGGUUAUCUACCGACUGGUGUUGCGAUGGCAAAUUGCACCAGCGGCUUGUGGAGCGAACUGACAUUGACUUGCAACCCGAUUAGUUGUGGUCCGCCACCAGAGUUUGUGAACGCCGACGUGUACUAUGUAAGCACUGAACAUCACAGUGAUGCCACGUACCACUGUAAGAGUGGCUAUGAUGGAGAGGCACAGGUGUGGCUGUGUAACCGGCAUGGACACUGGACUGGACAGGCACCAGUAUGUCAAGUAUCUGGGUGUGAGGCACCAUUGCCCGUUCUCAACAGCUACCUGCAGAUUGAGGUGGGAAACCAAACAUCAGACUACAUUCCCGUUCUGCAGCUAGAUCAUAGCCGCUACUACGCAGUUGGAACUGUAGUACGCUAUCAAUGUGCCAAUGGUCUGGUCCGGAUUGGCGGCAGCACUCGUACUUGUCAGCCAGCACAGGUGUGGAGCGGAAGAAGUCCUCGGUGCUUGAAACUUACAUGUCCCAGCAUAGGUCCACUGGAGAAUGGUGAAGUCAACGUAACAGGCUACACGGUUGGGUCCGCCGCCUCGUUUCACUGCCACACUGGCUACGCUCUGGCUGGAGCCCCGGUGCUGCGUUGCGGCCCAGGGAGAUGGUCGGGACCUGUACCGCAAUGCGUACACGCUGUACCUGAUGUGAUGGUGGAGUCUGUAAUGAGCCGUGGCCAGCGGCGAAAUCGUAACGCAACCGUGCAUGCCUAUGUCGGCACGGAGAGGGCGUAUCUGCGGUGCAUGGUGUUGAGUGGCAUGCCAGAGCCGCGUCUGAGAUGGAGCCGCAUCACUGGACAGCAGGAACUAGAUGGAAAGCUGAGAGAGCAGCGCACAAAGGAUGGCAGCCUGUCGUUGCGGAUCAUCUUCAAACCAGUUCAGUUGCACCAUGCUGGAGUAUGGAGGUGCACCGCGAGAAAUGAACAUGGUCAAUCACACACCGAUGUGGAAGUCUUCGUCUACGUAAGUUGUGCGCCGCCACCUAGUGUCACCUCUGGUCACUUUGUCUCGUUGAUGAAUGCUGUUGGUCAGCACACUGAGACAGAAGCAGCAAGAAGCAGCAGCAGUGUGAGAACGCAGUACUUCUUCAAUGAACAGAUCUCCUAUCAUUGUCACAGCGGGCAUGUGCUGGUCGGCACAGACAUCAGAACAUGUAUGGCGGACGGAACAUGGAGUGGAGCAACAUCGGCAUGUUUUAGAAGGAACUGUGGCAAGCCUGCAGUACCGCGUAGUGGUCACAUGCAGGGCAGUGCAUUCCGAUUCGGCGAUUCCGUACAGUACAGCUGCGACGACGGCCAUCGUUUGCUGGGAAGCAAGAGCCGAAGGUGUCUGGCGACAGGCAAAUGGAGUGGCAGUGCUCCAUCAUGCCGUAUUGUACACUGCGGUCCACCACCCGCAAUGGAGAACACAGAAACAGUGGGCAAUGCAUUUGUGUUUGGAUCAGUACUGAGAGUAGAGUGCAGUACGGGAUACGUUGACACUCAGCAGGAGGGCAACAGUGGCUCGCUAAAAUGCAACAAGGAUGGGCAAUGGCAUGGAAGAAUGCUCAAUUGCACCUUGGUACAGUGUACUGUACCGGCUUCACCUAGGAAUGGUCGUAUUGAGUACAGUGAUACAGCUAUUGGCACUGGCAUUGGCAGACGGCCAAUAUCGGCUGGACGUGUGUUGCCGAUGGACAGCUGCAUCCAGUAUCAGUGCAACCCCGGCUACAGCCUGGUGCGCGCUCAACCGGUCAGGUGCUGCUCCAGCACAGCACGCUGGACUGGAUCUGCACCCACAUGCCAAGCAUGGUGCGAUGCAGUGAGCUGCGGGCGAGGUGAAAAGUGCGUAGCGGAUCUACACCGACAACGCGCCUACUGCACAUGCCUGAGCGAGGAGAGUGACUGCCGUCUGAAACCUGACCGGCCCGUGUGCGGUAGUGAUGGAGUCACGUACGCCACCCAGUGUUCCAUGGAUGCCCAGGCAUGUCGCCAUGCCAACACGACUGUGUAUGUCGAACGAACAGGACCAUGUAGUUCAUUGUACGAGAGCCAGCGCCACUGCCAGUGCUCACUGCUUGUGCGUGAGCCAAUGCUACUCGACUGCUUUAGCAGCUCUUGGACCAUGUUCGUGCGGAUUGUCGCUGCGCACGGGAAGUUCUAUCGUGUCUACGUGUACAAAGUGUAUCGGAUGGGAAGGAUAGUUUUGGAGGACAAACGGAUCUACAAACUGCACCGUGUGACUACAAACAAUGGGUGCAGCUGUCCGUCAUUACAGGUCGGCCAUACCUACUUGCUGAGCGGACUAGAAGGGCACAACGCCGACGGCUGGGACUCCUUUCAUCUCAUCGUCACGUCGUACAGCUAUGCCAGGCAGCAGGUCUACCCGAGAGACCUGGGCUCCAUACAAUGGCCAUGCACAUGAUAUAUUUAUUAUACCGUGGAGCAUGCAUAGCAUUGAGUACAAAUACACACACACACACGUACACACUCGGAUGCAGUGAAAGAACAGAACACAACAGAUGCUCUAGUGUGCAUGGCAGUCACAGAGUAUGCCACGCAUUGCCACCACAAUAGACUACAUCAAUUAUACAUGGAGUAUUUUCAUCCGUAAGUAUGGAUGUUUUCAACAAUAGAUUUCAUCCUCUAUAGACUAUACGAAGCAACCUACCUUGUUAAUCUCGGUUGACUUACCGGCUAGCAUCAGUUACACGAUCCGGUCUACUAGUAUUAGGUAAAACUAGUCCUAGAAUGGACUUUUGAAAAUUUAUGAAGUAUAUCCUAUUAGCCACUGUGUACUCCAGUGAACAUAGACAAAGAGGAGAAACACCAGUGGUAGGGUAUAGGCUACUACUGACUCAUACUACAUGUGUGAAUCUAAUUUCUGCAAGCGCUUGUCGCUGUGCGAACCUGUGAACCCAGUCAUAAUUCAGCACAGAUGCGACAGAGUUCUAUUUUGAGUACUUGAUUUUUUCAUCGUUUUCCUAAAACUGUACAAAUAUAGAUUUUUUCAGUGUGUAUACAUACAGCUGAUUGCAUUAAUUUCUUGAGAUAUCAUUCGAUCGGCAUGCGGGUUUUGUUCAUGCCUAUCACCAUCA